Messenger RNA from Hordeum vulgare subsp. vulgare (domesticated barley), 2029 nucleotides. RefSeq lists its product as uncharacterized. Lineage: Eukaryota; Viridiplantae; Streptophyta; Magnoliopsida; Poales; Poaceae. The record is from RefSeq and is a predicted model, not a curated record. The transcript is spliced from 10 exons. The coding region runs from base 421 to 1521 and encodes 366 amino acids.
UCCAGCUGCCGCACCAUCCCGUCUCGUCUCCGGCUAUCCCAAGUUCUAUCGUCACCGGCCCCGUCUCCUUCCAUCGCCGCCCUAGGGUCCAAGGAGGACCAGCCGACCGGAUCAAGGUUGACGUGGCGAAGGCGAGGUGCGAGCCGGUGACGCCCUGGUCCCGCCCCGAGAUCUGCCGCUUGCAGGCCCGUGGCUUGGAAAGGUGCGCUGGCAUUCUCUUCUGGGAACUCGGUGGCACGGAAGGAGGAACAGCCAACCGUAGCGAGCAUUGAUGUGCCUAGGUGUGAGCAGGUGACGCGUACUGCCCGGAGCGACCGUGCAGGGAUCUGCCGCCUGUAGACCCGUGGCUUCGAAAGGGCCAACAGUGGUGCGAGCAUUCUCUUCAGUGGACUCGGUCGCACGGUUUCAGAAUUCUAUAAUAUGAACACAGAUGAAGCUAAUCCUGUUGGGUCUGCACUUACCCAUCAAGUUGAUGGCAUAAGUCAGAUAUUUGUAAAAGAUAGUGUUGCUCAAAAAAUGAAACAUCCCUCUUCUUUGCACUAUUACAAUGGAUUUAUCAAAUUGGGUAACAAAACUGAAAAUUUGGAGUCAACUGUUGUAACUGUAUUGGGCUUCUCAACUACAGAAAUUGGGAAGAUUCAUUAUGACAAUCUUGCAAAUUUUGAUCAUCCGGGAAUAAUUGAAGCUUUUGCAUAUGGAGUUGGCACAGGAAAACACUCGAAUAACUCCUUUCUGGCCGUGACAAAAUUUCAAACUACAUUUGAAGGAUACCUUCGGAGAGAUGGUCUGGCUGUUGACCAGCAAAACCGAUUUACGGAAAACUUUAUAAACUUGUUCAGGGAUGUCAUUGUAGCCAUGGAGGAGCUGCAUUCUCAAGGCUAUUAUUGCCCAAAGCUUCAUGGAAGUCAUAUUGCAAUCAUCAGCGAAGGCGAUUCACAAAGGGCGAGAUUGUGGAGGUUUGGUAAAAUCAAAGGAGAUACUGAAGCAGCAAUAAGCAGGUCCAAAGCUCUUGAUUGGCUUAGAUUGGGAGGCCUGAUUGUGGGUGUAUGUUUAACCCCAGAGUCUAAUGAUCUUUAUCUGAGAAUUACCAAGAACGGACUGCAAGGGACAAACAUUCUGAAGCAUUAUUCCUUGUUAACCGUCAGAGAAAAAUUUCAAAAUAUUCUGUGCUUGCAACAAUAUGUAUCACUCAAUCUGAAGGUACCACAAACGGAAUCAAGAUAUUUGAUAGCAUCUGAUCUGAGUUUGCAAACAUUGGAGGAGAAUUUGGAUAGAAAACAUCAUUGGGCCAUACUUCCCUUUGUGAAUCGAACAACUGAAAAAGGUACCAUCAAAACAUUAAGGGGCUUCAUAUACUCCUUGAGGACAAUUAUUGAACAUGAAGUUCGUUACCUUACGCCCGAGUUACUGAAAGAAUCUGACGGAAUAUUCAAGGAUCUCGAACACCAUAUGCAACAGGAAUGGGAACCAUUGUACCGGACAUUGCAAGAGAUUGCAGUGCAAUUGAAUUUGGAAUAUUGAACGUGAAUGAUUAUCUCAAGUUUCUUGCUCAGAAUAGGCCUGCUCCUGUACAGAUCUGAUCAAGAGAUGUGAUUACUGUUUUGGCGGCCUUUAGAUCAUUCAACGUUGAUGAUGUACCAAACGCCGACUUCUUUAGUCUUCUCCGAGGCAUUUCUGCAGUCUGGCGGUAUUUUGGGUGCCCUAUCUGAAUUACAGGCGUCUUGCCUAGGUUUUCUUGGACCAUGUAUAUGCUCAACCUAUUACUUGCCGACGAACUUUGGUGCUUAGCAAAGAAUCACCAAAAUUGUGGAGAAGUUUCCAGUAAGCUGUCGUAGAAUUCUGUUGCCGAGUCGUUCUCCGGAGUUGACUGUAACAUCUGGGUUCAUAUUGGUUGUUUCAAACUUGUGAAAGUAACAGUUAUUCAGAAUGGCUCUAACACGUGAUCGUGACCGGCUAGAAUUGUAAAUGCCAAUAUUCAAAGGAUGCUUCUACUUUGGUUUAUGAUUUUAUUGAGACUGUCAGGUGUAAA